GUGCAGUGAAGGUGCAAAAGGGAUGCAUAGGAUGUGGAUUUGAGGAUGAUGUCAAAAUUGCACUGGAUGAAACAAAACUAUCGACAAAAGAAUGAUGCAUGAAUGACCGGACCUUUUUUUAUUUUCUACAUUUUUUGGCGACUUUUGUCAUUGUAGAUUGUGGUCUUCAUUGUUCUCCCUUUGUGCAGUUAUGUUGAGAACGUUUUUAACCUCUUCGCUCCGCACUCAAAGAUUGGUGAUCCACCGUACAGCGAUACGAACAUUAUCGUAUUCAGCUAUUCGACAUGAUGAACUGUCCGAUAAAGGAAAAAACGGUCGCCGUACAAUACCAAAGGAUAUGUUGCGUGAAAUAAGAUCUUCCGUGCCCAAGCCAAUGCGAAACGAAUUCUCCCAUACAUUGUCCACAGAAGAGCUCAGAAAAAUCGAGGUAAACAGCGAUAGCCACUAUGUCCCACAACGGAUUGGCGAUCGCCUCGCUUACAGGAUCGUACGUAUCCUUCGGCUGCUUCCCGACCUUUAUUUUCGUGACGACCAUUAUAUGAGAGCUUUGAUGCUGGAAACCAUCGCUGCAGUGCCGGGUAUGGUGGGUGGCAUGCAAAGGCACAUGCGUUCAUUAAGCAACUUGAAACCCGAUACUGGCUGGAUUAUCCAUUUGCUGCAUGAGGCUGAAAAUGAACGCAUGCAUCUGAUGAUCUUUAUGAAAUGUAUACAACCCAAUUUCUUCAAUCGACUGCUCAUUCUCUUUGCCCAAGGUGUAUUCUUCAAUUCGUACCUCCUACUCUACUGCAUUUCAUCCCAGACUGCGCAUCGCUUCACCGGUUACCUCGAAGAAGAAGCCAUCCAUUCCUAUACACACUUCCUCAACGACUUGGAGGCUGGAAAAAUUCCAGACCGUCCUGCUCCUCAAUUAAGUAUCGACUAUUAUAAUCUCCUUCCUUCGGCUACAAUUCGUGAUGUAGUGCUAGCUGUGCGAGCCGACGAAGCUCUUCAUCGCGAUGCAAAUCAUUAUUUCUCUGACCGAAUUGCUCAUCAUGAUGAGGAUUUAACAAAGGAUAUUCCGGGUGAGGAUAAAAAGGAACAAUAAAAAUUAAAAGACCGAUGUUGUUGCGCACCCGCGAUUUUCGUCACGGAUUCAUCGCCAAGUGUGCUCCUUCUUUUCCAUCCCUUAUCCAUCCGUCAUGUCUGGUAAGCGUGCUGCUCCCAAGAAGCAAGUUGAGCCUGUCACUCUCGGUCCCCAGGUCCGUGAAGGUGAACUCGUCUUUGGCGUUGCUCACAUCUUCGCUUCCUUCAACGACACUUUCGUCCACGUUACCGAUCUUUCUGGUCGCGAAACCAUUUCUCGUGUUACUG
This is a messenger RNA of Radiomyces spectabilis, 1350 nucleotides long. Its product is annotated as alternative oxidase-domain-containing protein. Gene Ontology annotation, cellular component: mitochondrion. Gene Ontology annotation, molecular function: alternative oxidase activity. NCBI's taxonomy places the organism in Eukaryota, Fungi, Mucoromycota, Mucoromycetes, Mucorales, Radiomycetaceae. The record is from RefSeq and is a predicted model, not a curated record. Bases 191 to 1084 code for a protein of 297 amino acids. Gene Ontology annotation, biological process: alternative respiration. The transcript is spliced from 4 exons.